Messenger RNA from Cheilinus undulatus (humphead wrasse), 3907 nucleotides. It is a transcript of the gene lrtm2a, whose product is annotated as leucine-rich repeats and transmembrane domains 2a. Gene Ontology annotation, molecular function: protein binding. Bases 598 to 1782 code for a protein of 394 amino acids. NCBI's taxonomy places the organism in Eukaryota, Metazoa, Chordata, Actinopteri, Labriformes, Labridae. Gene Ontology annotation, cellular component: plasma membrane. The transcript has 8 exons. The record is from RefSeq and is a predicted model, not a curated record.
AGAGUGUCAAGUGUCUGACAGACUGUGAAGAAAGAGAGGAAGAAAAAGAGAGAGACGCACACAUCAGUUGGUGGAGCCAGCAGAGCAGGACGGCGCUGGACGUGUCAUUCAUAUAGGGAACAGAGCCGAAGAAAAGGAUUAACUAUCUCCAUCCCUCUGCUUCCAUGGACCUCAUCUCUCUCGCCCCUUUCCUCUUGUGUCUCUAAGCCUCUCUUCACCUCAUUUUUUCCCCCUACAAUCCUGUAUUUUUCCCUACACAAUCCGUCCUUUUCCCACUAUUCAUUGGUGGGUUGAAGGGGAAGCUUGGGGGGAUUGUCUAUACGUGAAAGGAGGAUUAUUCUUACAAUUGGAUCUUGAAUGUAUGGAUUUCUUUAACUGAAGCAGCAACAGUUUUCUUUGAAAUUUUUGACCCUUUUUUAAAAAUCCUUUUUAAGGGAAAGGCUGUACGUAAAAAUCUAAAGAGAAAAAUUUAGUCAAAGGUGUUUUCGCGUUGCCUUCCGAAGUUGCCGCCCCAAUGGAGGCUGCAGCCAUGGCGGCUUGACGCCCCCAUAGCCCCGCCCCCUCCAACAGAGGAAGGCUGCAGCAGAGCUCUGUGUCAUGCCCCCCCAAACCCACCCCCCUGGGGGUGUCAGCCUGCCCUCGCCUGGCUCCACCACCCACCGCCUGGCCAGACCUGUCUUCCUCUGCAUCCUCUGCCUCCUGGCGUUGCUGUUGCCCUCAGCCUCCUCCUGCCCUCCUCCCUGUCUCUGCUACUCAGACGGCCUGGUGGACUGCGGGGGCCGGGGUCUCUCCUCCCUGCCGCCCCUUCACCUCCUGCCUCCGGGGAGCCGCUCCCUCCUGCUGGCCAACAACAAGCUUGCAUCGCUGGGAGCCUCUGCCUUCGCUAACCUCUCCUCCCUGGAGGAGCUGGACCUCUCUAAUAACUACCUGGAUAAUUUACCAGCCGGAUUAUUCAGAGACAUGUCCAACCUGACGAGACUGACUCUGCAUAACAACUCACUGACAGGAAUGGACAGAGAACUUUUCCAGGGUUUGGGGGGUCUCCAGAGUCUGGAUUUGUCCCUGAAUGGCCUGUCCUCUGUACCUCUGGGGGUGCUGGACGAGCUGCAGAGCCUCAGGUGGCUCUCUCUAGCGGGUAACAGACUUCACGGUUUGGAGAGGGCAGCGUUUGAGCCGCUUGCUAACCUGCAACACCUGGAACUGGGACACAACCCGUGGGAAUGUGACUGCAACCUCCGCGAUUUCAAGCACUGGAUGGAGUGGCUGCUGUACAGAGGGGGGAAGGUGGACGCGGUGGAGUGCACACUGCCAAAGGAUCUGCGUGGGCGAGACAUCCGCGGCGUUCCGGUUGAAAUGUUCAACUACUGCCUCCAACUCGAAGAUGAAAACGGAGGAGGUGGCGAUGGUUCCCGUCCUGGACAAGGAGGUCCCCCCUGCAGCAGGAACGCACUAAGUCCAACGCCGAUUUCCGACAACAGCAACACCGCUGACGACUCCUCUUCGAACACAGGUGGAGGAGGAGGCGGAGAGGCCCCAUCUGAUUGCGUCCGCGCUCGCUAUCGACCCGUGAGCGUGCGCCGGGCCAUCGGCACAGUGGUGAUUGCCGGCGUAGUGUGCGGAAUCGUCUGCAUCAUGAUGGUGGCGGCGGCGGCUUACGGGUGCAUCUACGCCUCGCUGAUGGCAAAGUAUCAGAGGGAGCUGAAGAAGAGGCAGCCGCUGAUGGGAGACGGAGAGGCGGACGGGGAGGAUAGAGAGGAGAAACAGAUCUCCUCUGUGGCCUAGAGGAGUGGUUGGGUGCAGGAGGGUCGGUGUAUUGAUGGGUGAAGGUUGUAGGGGUGAAAACUAAAAAAAAAAAGGGCUCGAAGAGGAGAGAGAUGGAAUGGCUUGUUUUAUGCACACAGACUCUCAAACUGACACCUUAUUCCCAUUUUGUCUUCCUUUCUUUGUCCUCUCUCUUCCUCACAUACAUACACCUUAUCUGCUCCCUGAUUCCCCCCACACUCUGAGACAUUCUCACAGCAGUAUUUGUUAGCAAUCAUCCACCCCACUGCUGCUCUUGGCUGCUGCUGAACUCACUGUCAUACUGAUUCAGAUAUAAAAAAAAAUCACUCUAUCCUAUAAAACACAUCAUUUCAGCUGGUUUUAAACUCAUGAUAAAUGGUCAGUCGGUAUUUGCAACACUGGAUUGAUUUCAGGGAUCAGCAGUAUGUCUAUGACUUACAUUACAAAGAUAGAUAUAAGAUAGUGCACCGUUUGUGUUCUGUUUUCAUCUUUCUCCUCCUCAACCACUCUAAAGCCAAUAUUUCCUCCAAAAAUCAAGGACCCAAGCCCUGAUCUCUUCGCCCUCGUCUGGCCUAAUGCUCCUCUGACUUUCCCUUGGACUGCUAAGACGGGGAACUGUGAUAAAUCGAUGUCAUUAAGUAGUCAAAACUUCCUUAACCAGGAGGCUGCUGGACUUAGUAGAGAUUGAGACUUGUUAAGGAUACAAAAUGUGGAACUGGAAACUGGAAAAUGAUUCAAUUUGGAUGUCUAGACUGCAGUAAAUGGUGGCCAUCCUAAAAAAUUCUGAAUCUUUUUGGACCUCCUGUGGACCAAUGAAAUCCUCCGCAAAGAUUGGAACUGCGUUCGAGAUCUUACAAUGACUUAUCAGUCUUCUCAAAGUGGAACAAACCAUUUAAACUGCAAUGAAAAUUUGCUGUGUUUGUCACUUUUCCUCAGAAAAAGCCUCUUGCUUACUUGUUAAAUGAUUACGAUCAGUAUCUGGACGGAUCAAAAGCCUCUUAUCACAACAGAAAAAAAGCAUUUUCUGGCAUUACUCGGACUAUGCUUCUCGGAAAAUUAUUCACAAUGGUUUUAAUUAAAUUGUUGGGAUUUUAAAAGGACCGCAGACAUUUGCUUUCUUUGUUCAACUUCAGACUGAAUUCACCCCUCAGAGGUGGAUGUUUGCUACUACGGCAUGGAAGCACUAUCUCAGAGAACCCUGUCUCCUGGCAAGGACUACAAAAAAACAUCUAAGGACUACAAACUUCAGACUCCUGCACUUUAUUUCCCUUAUCAGAUCCCCUCUAGCCUCCCUCUCCUUCCUCCUUCCCCUCUCUUUCUUUCUAAAAUGGACGACUCGCCCAAAGGGAUGAUAACGAACAAGGGAUUAAAAAGAAAGACGCUGCUAUUUCCCCGCCACUGUCCUCCUUCUCAUCCCUUUAUCUCUCCAUCCAUCUUUCCAUCUAGUGCUAUUUAUGGAACGUUUUUCACGCUUCCUUAAAGACAAACACCUCCUUUCUUUCCCCUCUCCCAUAAUGAUGUCUUUUCCUGAGCGGUCAGCAAUAUGCAAUGGAAGAUGUGUCACUAAACCAUUGAAAUCUCACAGCCAAAGAGUCCUUCUGUUAUAAACUUAGUAAUCAUCACUAAAUAGAGAAAAUCAGUUUGUUGGGCACUCUCACUCACAGAUGAGAAUGUUUGCUUUAUAUAGAGUUUUCAUAAUGAUACUAAUUUAUGCCUUGAAAAUGUGUGUGCACAUGUCUCCUCAGUAUUAAACCACCCAAAAUCAAGACUUUCAUUGCAUAUUGCUCCCCUACAACAGACUACUUUCCCUCUGGAAUCUAAAUUGGCUGGAGAGAAACUUAUAUAACUAGUGUGUUAUCUUAUACCCAGGUAUGAUACAGAUAAAUCUAUUAGUCUCUAAUAUGGUGUGUUGGCCCAGAGAUCCCAAACAUGUUUGAACUGUUUUCAUGAUGUUUGUCUUUUGUUGUGUUGAUGACGUUUUUUGUUUUAAGGCUUUAAUAUCUCUGUAAUGUAUUGUUUUUUUUGUCGUGUUCAUUUAUUUGUAUUGAGUAGUUGGUAAAGUUUCUGUGCGAGGCGUAGAAAGAGUUUGGCCGUUGAGAUCAUAAAUAAAAUCAAAGUAACACUG